AUGGAGGACAAGCCCACCACAUCUCAUACAACGCCUGUAUGGCAAAACUGUGUCCACUGUCCAAGUUUGCUUUUUACUAGUGCUUCAGAAUUCGAAAGACACAUUCAGGACAAGCAUAGUAUAAAAGAAGGAUCAAUAAUAUUAUGCCAAUAUGGACAAAAUGGAAUAUGUUCUGCUCUUCAGUUUGGAGAUUUACGAAAAUCGGGUUUUAAAUAUCAUGUGAGAGAGUAUCAUUUAUAUACAAAGGGAGGUAAUGAGGAUUGGACAUUUUAUUCAUCAUCACAAAAUCUUCCAGCUGUUUUAAAUGACCCUAAUAGGGGUAAACAGAGUAACUUUUUCACCAAAACUUGGGGCGACAGCUUUGUGGAAAAAGUUGAAAUUCAUCCUAGUCCUUAUUUACCAGAAAUAAAUCUAUCUCAUUUUGAAUCAUAUUGUAAGAAAAUUUCAAAAAGAUAUCGGAGACAUAACCAAUUAAAAGAUGCCCCACCUGUUAAAACAAAACUCAAAGUGGCUGUAGCUGAAGAAAAUAUCUGUGAAGUACCCGGUAUAUUUUAUUCACAAACAUUGCUUUUAAAUGAUCCAAAGAUUUUUAGUAAAGUUUUCCCUGGCCUCUCUAAUUCGCCCGACACCAAUUCAACCAUUCGAUCACUUCAAGAAACAUUGAGCACAUAUUUGGAUGUCAUAGAAAUGAAAAUAUCAAAACAAGUGGCUCAAAAGUCAGAUGCUUUUUUUCAUGCUAUGCUUUCCCACGAUACUAUAAUGGAGCAAAUGGCAAGAGCAGUGAAAACAGUUCAAAAUACAAGGUGUAAUAUAACAACUGUAAAACGAAAUUUAACAGAGUGUCCGUUACAGUUAAUCAGUCUUACAAGAAUCAAUCAAAAUCUAAAUAAUGUACAUGAUUUACUUAAGCUGAUGGGAACAGUUCAACAAACACAGCCCAUGAUUCAGCUGCUACUUAGUACUUCAGAUUAUGUAGCAGCUUUAGAUUUAAUAAGUUCUACACAGAAAGUAUUGUCUACACAUCUCUCUGGAAUUCAGGCUUUUCGACAUUUAUCACCACAGCUGACUGAAAUGAGAAGGUUAAUACAUAAGAUGUUGAGUAAUGAAUUCUUAAGAUUUAUUGUUACAGACUUAAAUAGACCACUCAGUGAUCAUUCUGAUCUCCCAGAAAGGGACAAAAUUAUUUCUAUAGUGUCUGGAAUACUCCGUUUGAAAGAAUUUGAUUUUCUUGAUAUAUUUAAAUCUGAAGCUAUGACUUCUAUUCAAGCCACUAUAAAACAGUCUGUCAUAGAAAUUAUUUCUGAGAGAGAUGGACAAAACGAAAUUGUGUUAAGGGGUUCCCAUGCUGAUAACACUUGGUUGAUGUGCAAUGAAGGUAUAAUUUUCCUUCAGAAAGCCACACCUAACUUGACAGUUAUAUUUAAAAGAAUUUUAUCUAUGAGCAAUUUAAUUGUAGACAUUAGUCAAAUGGAUGAUGUUACUGGCAAUGAAAGUGAAGAAAUGUGGACGCAAGAAGAAGUAACUUCUGUAGAAGAUAAAAUAAAGAAGUUAAUUGGUUCUCUUUCAGACUAUUGUAAUGAAAGAUGUGCCAAUCUUAUAGUAACAAAGACUGAUAAAGAUUAUAUAUUUUCUGACUUGACGCAGCUGGCAAAAUUAUCAGAAUUAAUUGAUAUUUUCUCUAAUGAAUUUGAAAAAAUAACUGGUCAUUACAGUAACACAAUGAAAUUGGCUUUAAGAAGUUUUGCUAUGAAAUAUAUACAAAAUUUACAUUCAGAGCGUAGGGCUCAGCUAACAGCUACUUUAAAUGGUGAAAGGUGGAAAAUUGCUGAUGUCCCAUAUGAAUUACAGAGUGUUGUUUCUAAGAUUUGUGAAUUGGAAAGUAUACCACACACACUUCAGUAUGAAAGUGGUGGACCAGAUGGAAAGUACUUAGUUAUUAAUAAAGAAAAUUAUGCGGUUGUUGCGACAGUUCAGCUUCUCAUUAAGAUUCUAUUAGAGUAUUGUGAUGCAACUAAACAAUCUCCGGAUAUAGUCCAAUAUUUAGUACAUUGUAUGCUAGAAUUAAUUAGAUUAUUUAAUUCCAGAUGUUGUCAAUUGGUUUUGGGGGCUGGUGCUAUACAAAGUGCAGGCUUAAAAACAAUAUCCACAUCAAAUCUUGCACUUGUCUCUAGAUCAUUGCAAGUUGUGUUAUGGCUCUUACCACUCAUUUUAGAUUUGCUAGUAAAACUACAUUCAAAAGAACUAUUAUUGAAUGGUUUCAGCAGUAUUGAAAAUGACCUAAUUAGCCAUAAACAAGAGAUAGAAAAUAAAAUUUGUAUUAUUGUUAGUAAUAUGCUAAGUUCACAACUUUCUGGUUGGGAAGCCAAACCACCUGUUCCAUCUCAAACAUUCCGUAAUAUAUCUAAGCAUCUAGUGAAAUUACAUGAAGCACUUAUUGAUAUCCUGCCCAUUGAACAAAUUAGGUCUAUUUAUAUAAAAGUACAUGAUAAUUUCAAAGACAAAUUAAGGGAGCAGCUAGCCAAAAUGAAUAUUGUUGCAAAUGGAAGUCCUCAGCAUGGUGUUGUAACUUCAGAGCUAACAUUUUAUUUACAAACUCUAAAAACUCUUAGGGUAAUAAAUGAAAAUGAUAGUGAAGAUAACAUAUUGUAUGAUAUUUGGUUGAAUUAG
Molecule: messenger RNA, 2667 nt
Organism: Parnassius mnemosyne (clouded apollo)
Lineage: Eukaryota; Metazoa; Arthropoda; Insecta; Lepidoptera; Papilionidae
Source: the annotation of a GenBank genome assembly